UAACACCCCACAUUGGUGGGAUUUUGGGCCCAACCGCGUACGGUCACACCAUUAGCAGAGCGCAAACAAAAUACGUACUUUUCUGCUAGCAAAGUGUCCAAAAAUCGCAGCGCAGGGAGUCCCAGUGUCCGAUGUAAAUGGUUAAAUAAAUUGACAAGUCGAAAUCCAACAGAUUAACUCGAAAGAAUUCCCCAACGGAGGCAAGCACACAGCCGGCGAAGCACACAGACAGUAAACGGGAUAGCUGGCAAGGAUUCCAGAUACCAGAAUGGGCGGAUCGGCAGUGCAGGUGAUCAACGCGUCCGAGGAGCACACAUUUGUGCUCAACGAGGAUGCGUUGAGUGAGGUCCUCAUGCGGGAUGAGGUCAAGGAUCGCUUCGUCUGCGUCGUUUCCGUGGCGGGAGCCUUCCGAAAGGGCAAGAGCUUCCUGCUGGACUUCUUUCUGCGCUACAUGUAUUCAAAGUAUGUGCAUCACGAUGCGACAGACUGGCUGGGAGGCGAAUCAGAUCCGCUGGAGGGAUUCUCCUGGCGCGGCGGCUCCGAACGCGACACCACCGGCAUUCUCAUGUGGUCCGACAUAUUCCUGCACGACUAUCCCAACGGCGACAAGAUUGCCAUCAUUCUGCUGGACACACAGGGCGCCUUCGACAGCCAGAGCACCGUGCGCGAUUGUGCCACCGUGUUUGCGUUGAGCACAAUGCUGUCCUCGGUCCAGAUAUACAACCUGUCACAGAACAUCCAGGAGGACGAUCUGCAGCACCUGCAGCUCUUCACCGAGUAUGGCCGCUUGGCUCUGGCCGACACCGGCAAAAAGCCGUUCCAGCGGCUGCAGUUCCUCGUCCGGGACUGGAGCUUUCCCUACGAAGCGGAGUACGGUGCACUGGGCGGUGAUAAGAUUCUGAAACGACGUCUGGAGGUGUCCGAUAAACAGCACCCAGAACUACAGUCCCUGCGUCGCCAUAUUUCGUCCUGUUUCACGGAGGUGGCCUGCUUCCUGAUGCCCCAUCCAGGCCUCAAUGUAGCCACCAAUCCCAAAUUUGACGGUCGGCUGCAGGACAUUACGCCCGAGUUCAAGAACAGCCUGCGCUCCCUGGUGCCCAUGCUGCUGGCACCGGACAACCUGGUCUACAAGGAGAUCAGCGGACAACGGGUGCGCGCUCGCGAUCUCAUUCAGUACUUCCAAUCGUACAUGAACAUCUACAAGGGAAACGAGCUGCCCGAGCCGAAGAGCAUGCUGGUGGCCACCGCCGAGGCCAACCAUUUGACCGCCGUGGCCGCCGCCAAGGAGCUGUACGGACAGCUCAUGGAGGAGGUAUGCGGCGGAACGCGGCCGUACUUAAGCACCGCUCACCUGCAGACGGAGCACUUGCGGGUGAAGGACAAGGCACUGUUCCAGUUUGCGGCGAAGCGCAAAAUGGGCGGCGAGGAGUUCACCGAGAAAUUCCGCAAGCAACUGGAAGAUGAUCUCGAGGAGGUCUUCAGCAACUACCAAGCGCACAACGAGAGCAAGAACAUCUUCAAAGCGGCACGAACCCCAGCGGUGUACUUCGCCUGCGCCGUCAUCAUGUACAUCCUCAGCGGCAUCUUCGGAUUGGUGGGUCUCUACACCUUCGCCAACUUCUGCAAUCUGGUCAUGGGUGUGGCGCUGCUCACGCUGGCUCUGUGGGCCUACAUCAGAUAUAGCGGAGAGCUCAGUGACUUUGGCGGCAAGUUGGAUGACUUUGCAACGCUAAUGUGGGAGAAAUUCAUGCGACCCAUCUAUCACGGCUGCAUGGAGAAGGGCAUCCAGCAUGUGGCCACCCAUGCGACCGAAAUGGCUGUGGGCGGAGGCGCUGCCUCCUACCGCUCCCAAUCCUCGGUGAAUGCGUCCAAUGGCAAGGUGAAGCGGUCAUGAGAAUACGCCCAAGGAGCGCAGCGCAAGACGCAGCAGACGGUGCCGUCGCAGCCGCCGUCGGCAAAACCCAACAACAACAAUAAUAAUAAUAACAACAACAACAUCAACAACAAUGUGGCAUAUAAAUCAAACAGGAGCAACAACAUUAACGAGGCCGACGGUUUCAUCCACAACAUCUGGCGCAAGUUCGGCGGCAGCAACGAAGAGAAGGCUAAAGUCAGCGUCCAAACUCCAACGGCCCCAUCCGCUUCCCAGGCGCCAAAUAGUCGCAAAAAGCGCAAAGCGAAGCGCAAUUAGGUGUCCAUGGACCGACCAGUAGAAUGGUUCGAUUAUUGAGAGGACGACCCCUUCUAAUUUGUAUAAAUCUAAACCCCUCUAUAGUGCGAGAGAACCGGAAACACAAACGUCUAGCUAUUAAUUGCCCUUCAAGGAAAGUUGUUUUUAUAUAUUGCAUUAAUUGAAGUGUAGAUCGUCUAUAUUACGUAUCUUUAAGAGUAAGUGCAUCAUUAGUAAGUGGCUUGUGUCUGUUGAAAAAGUGAAAUUUUAAAUUGUUUUUUACAAACGAUAUGCGUCUGAAACGGAUAUAUGAAAUUUAACGCUGUAAUAUAAAGAAAUCGCUAACGAA
Messenger RNA from Drosophila yakuba, 2519 nucleotides. It is a transcript of the gene atl, whose product is annotated as atlastin. Bases 269 to 1894 code for a protein of 541 amino acids. Lineage: Eukaryota; Metazoa; Arthropoda; Insecta; Diptera; Drosophilidae. Gene Ontology annotation, biological process: protein homooligomerization; endoplasmic reticulum organization. The transcript has 5 exons. Gene Ontology annotation, molecular function: GTP binding; GTPase activity. The record is from RefSeq and is a predicted model, not a curated record.